Symbiodinium sp. CCMP2456 is the source of this 2715-nucleotide messenger RNA. NCBI's taxonomy places the organism in Eukaryota, Dinophyceae, Suessiales, Symbiodiniaceae. The record is from the annotation of a GenBank genome assembly.
AUGCCACGUUGCAAGGAUCUCUUCAAGUUCUCGGCCACCCAAAAGGAGGACGUGGAUUUUCGGUACAGUUUGGGCGAAGCGAUCGAGCAGGGCGUGCUGUCUGACUAUGACCUCACCGUACCCGUGACUACCCAAGGCCACCCCUACAUCUGCCUUGCGAACCUACUUCUGACACAGGCUGGGCGCUUCCGGCGGGUUCUUGCAUACUGCAACUCUGUGAAAGAAGCCGAGAGAUUCCAACAGGUAUUGGACACAGUCGGUUUGGCGGCAUGGCAUAUCAAUGCCAUGACAAAUGGCAACCAGCGAGAGAGGGUGAUGGAGGAAUUUUCGGGGGAGCUGCAGAAGCCCGUGCAUGUGCUGGUCACGGUGCAGGUCUUGGGCGAGGGCGUCAACAUCCCCAAUGCCGACACCUGCAUGUUCGUGGAGCCACGUGAUAGCUAUGUGAGCAUCAUUCAAGCCAUCGGUCGGGUGCUGCGACCUCAUCCGUCGAAGCCUAUGGCUCACAUCGUGUUGCCUGCGAUUGCAAUGCCUGCGACGUCGAGGAGUGCUGGAAUGGCUCCGCCGGGUCUGAGCGAUUUUGCCGCAGGUGCACAGUCCAUAGCCAGAAAGACGGGCUCUGUGGAGCAAGUCCCGUCCCCGCAAUCAGAGCUGGAUCAGGGCAGUGUGCAUGCACAGCUUCCGAUAUCUUUGGCUGCCACAACUAGGAGUGGCAGCAAGAACUUCUGUGGCCGUGAGCUGACCGCCCAAACAGAGGAAACUUCAAAUCAAGCUGGCAAUGAUGAGGUGCCCAUUGUGCAACUAAACGAGCCUGCGCAGAACGAGCUUUUGCCUAGUGGCGACAGGCUCCAUGCAGCCGUGCCCUGCACGGAGGCAGCUCAAUGGGCUGGAUGUGGCAACGCUACAACGCCGAGGCCAUGUGACAGUGAUUCCAGGUCCCCGAGUAGAACUUCAAUGACUUGCGACCGCCACCGUGCUGAGUUUGGACCCUGCUCCCUGCCAGCACCUGCAAUUCCGAUGAUGCGCGAGUUUGCCCCUGUGGUGCCUGUGCGCGGCACUUCGGAGGACGCGCCCGUUGCGAUGCCAGCAUCUGUUGCAAACACGGCCGCAGGCAGCAGAAGUUCCCGCAUGGGGACGAGUGCAAACGACCACCACGACGCAGAGCGUGCCCGACGUCAAUCGUCGUUGCCGCAGCACAGAUUGGACAGCCUGCUGUUGUCAUGUACAGGACAGGUACCUGCCAGUACGACGGCCUUAGCCUUAGACGCAGCGGCACUUGCGGCCUGCAAGCGGGAGGGUGCCUGCGGUACCGGCAACAUGAAGAAGCAGUCGACGGCUUCACGGGAUGCUGCAGCACGCGGCAUGUUUGGAGCCCAAGGACCAAGUGCCUCUGCGCGGGACAACCGGAUAGACAGCGGUGCAGGGCCUCCGUCUGCAGGGCUCCGUGAUUGUCGCAGGGAUCCUACUGGGCUGAAGGACGCAGGUAGUCAAGGUGACGACGACGAUGGUGCAAAGCCAGAGUUCAGUGGUCCUAAAUCCCAGAGCCCAGCUUCGAUGACAGACGGCCGGCAGGCCAUUGAGCUCCAUGACGGGCGGACAAAUGAUAAAUUGACUGCGUUUCAUGCUCAGGCCGCACGGCCUCCCCAUAGGAGUCCUUCAAAGCAGCUGCCCGCGGCAACUCGUGCCUUGGAUGCUGCGCCUGGCACCAAGCCAACCCAAAUGGUGCCGAGACAUCAUGCAACCGGUUCGGGACCUUCCAUGAAGUCCAGAAAGAAUGUGGGAAGUUUGAUGCAGCGUCGAGCCUCCAAACUGAAGGUAAACACGGCUGGUAAUGCUGGUAACACUCACUUGUCGCGGGGGUGCCAUGCUGACCAGCUGGACAGGUUUUUGCAGGCGAUAGCUCAGGCGGAUAGCCGGCUGGUUGAGAAAGACAUCAGACAAUUGCAGUGUCGUCUUUGGGUGAUGGACAUCAGGCUGCAGCAGCCAAAUAUGCCGCAGCUACUUGCUCGCGAUGUAGUCUUCCAGCUGGCAUUGGUCCUGCACCGGCGGGAUGCAUGGGAUCUACGCUUGCAAGCGGUCGAGAAGUUCGAGCAAGAGCAUGGAAGGCUGCCGAGGCAAAUAAGCAACCAGCUUGGGGAGUCAACCCUGGGCAAGUGGCUGCACAACACUUGCUGCAAGUUGAAGCGGCAGGCGGUUUCUGCCGAAAGGAUGCAGAAGCUGUUAAAUUCGUCAUGCAGCAGGUUACGGGGCCGAGUUGCUAAGUGGCUGGAAUCAGAUUCAGAUGCAUCUUUUCAGCGAUGGUUGGAGGAGUUGCGGAGGUUCGUUCAUGUGCAUCGCCGCAUGCCCCGCAGGGGCAAAGCAUGCUCAAUGCCAGAGAAACUGUUGAUGAAAGGCCUAUUGCAACAUGUGCAGCCUGCCAACAGGAAGCGUGAGAAGCGGUUCCAGCUUUUGGAGAACGUCGACCCCAUCGUUGCGGACUGGGUGAAGUCCAGACAAGCACGGAAGAUCCAAGUCAAUUCCGUCACAUUCAGGAAACAGCUUGACAGGCUUGUUAAGUUCGUGGGGGUGAACGCAAGGCUACCACAACCAAGGCUUGGUGAGUUGGAUCUCUAUAGGUGGUUGUCCAGACAGCGGAGGCAACUGGAUCAGCUCCCGGCGGAGUACCAGGCAAAGCUGAUCGCCGCCCAUCCAGCAAUUGCAGCUUUCUUGGAGAGCUAA